Molecule: messenger RNA, 4102 nt
Organism: Cyprinodon variegatus (sheepshead minnow)
Lineage: Eukaryota; Metazoa; Chordata; Actinopteri; Cyprinodontiformes; Cyprinodontidae
Gene: inpp5jb
Product: phosphatidylinositol 4,5-bisphosphate 5-phosphatase A-like
Exons: 14
Coding region: 231-2279 (682 amino acids)
Biological process (GO): negative regulation of peptidyl-serine phosphorylation; phosphatidylinositol dephosphorylation
Cellular component (GO): ruffle; plasma membrane; cytoplasm
Molecular function (GO): phosphatidylinositol-4,5-bisphosphate 5-phosphatase activity; phosphatidylinositol-3,4,5-trisphosphate 5-phosphatase activity
Source: RefSeq, a predicted model, not a curated record
GUCAGGGUUGCAGCCCGUAGAUCUCCACUGUUCAUGUAGGAUGCAGCCCGCCGCCUGGUGACAAACCUGCGGUCAGCAUCGCUUUAAGCCCACCUACCUGCUGCACCUCCUCUCUACCGCUGACUGAGGAGUCGUGAAGAACAUCCCACCCGGAUCUCUUAUUAACGACCUCUCCGUCUCAUCUGCAGCAAGGCUUCCCGCACAGCAUAGCCCUAACAGAAAUCACAGAAAUGGAGCAAGUUGAUGUGAGCCAAAACAAAAUGGAGGAGGAUGGACCAAGCCGUGGAGCGGAGGGAUCGUCAGCACCUUCAGGCCAGGACGCAGGCACUGAUUCAGGCGCCGGCCAACCUCCGGCGCCUCCAAGACCUCGGCGGCCCCAGAGAACUGCCAGGGUUGAGGGAUCUGUAGAUAUUUCAGAACCUAGAGUUGAACCCAACACAGAAGUCGGUCCAUUAAUGAACCAGAAUCAGAGCUCUCCUGACGGCGCUGUGGUAAGUCACACUAAACCGUCGCGCCCUGUUGGCGAGCACACCGGGCCAAGCAUUAAGGCAGGUCCAAAGGGUCCAGGUCACCACCCGGUCAGAGCAGCCUCCAUGCCCCAACCACCUGUCCCCUCCCACCUGAACCCGCAUGCACAGAGAGCCCUGUCUGUGGCUGGCACUGCUGACACUCAGCCCCAGACUCUGGAGGACUUCAGGCUGCACAUCAUCACCUGGAACGUGGGCUCCGCCACGCCGCCCGAUGACAUCACCACUCUGCUGGGACUGAACGUGGGGGACGGAAACACUGACAUGUACAUCAUAGGGCUGCAGGAAGUGAACUCCAUGAUUAACAAAAGACUCAAAGAUGUCCUUUUCACAGACCAGUGGAGCGAGGUCUGCAUGGAGAGACUGAGCCCCUUUGGUUAUGUGCUGGUGACAUCCCAGCGAAUGCAGGGCCUGUUACUGCUGGUUUUUGCCAAAUACUUCCAUCUGCCUUUCCUCCGUGGAGUCCAGACGGAGACCACCCGCACAGGGCUGGGGGGUUACUGGGGCAAUAAAGGUGGUGUUAGUGCCCGAAUGAUGGUGUUUGGCCACAGCAUCUGCUUUCUGAACUGUCACCUCCCUGCUCACAUGGAAAACCACGACGAGCGCAUGGAGGACUUUGAGAGCAUCUUGCAGCAGCAGCAGUUUGAGGGCCAGACAGCCACUGGUGUUCUGGAUCAUGAUCUUGUGUUCUGGUUUGGAGAUCUCAAUUUCCGCAUUGAAGACCUGGAAAUCCAAGCUGUAAAAUCAGCCAUAGACAACAACAAGUUCCCCAUGUUGUGGGAGAAGGAUCAGCUAAACAUGGCCAAAGACAGUGAGACGGUAUUGGAAGGAUUUCACGAGGGGCCGUUGAAAUUUCCCCCCACCUACAAGUUUGAUGUUGGAACAAACACAUAUGAUACAAGUGGGAAGAAGCGUAAACCAGCUUGGACUGACCGGAUCUUGUGGCGCCUUAGGGCCACAGCGCCAGCUGCUCAAAAUGUGGGGAAGCGUGGUUCGAUUUCAGGACUGACCAGCGGGAUCAAAGUGACACAGCAUUGCUACCGAAGCCACAUGGAGUACACCGUCAGCGACCAUAAACCAGUGUCGUCCAUCUUUACCCUGCAGUUCCCAUACAGGGUGGACAUUGCUUUGGUCACUCUGAUAGUAGAGGAUGAGUGGAACAGUGUUGAAGAUGCGAAGGUGAUAUUCAAAGUGGUGCCCAACUUCUCUCGCAGCUCAUGGGACUGGAUCGGAUUGUACAAGGUGGGUUUCAAGCACCAUAAAGAUUACGUUGGAUAUGUGUGGGCAAAGCAGGAUGAGUCUGAUUUUCUCCGACAGGAACAUGAGGUAACCUUUACAGAGGAGGAAUUACCCAAAAGCUCAGGGGACUUUAUCUUGGGUUACUAUAGCAACAACAUGAGCACCAUUGUAGGUGUAACAGAGCCAUUUCAGAUCCAGCUACCCACUGUCGACCACGAGAGCUCUUCAGACAGCUCUGAGUUCAGCUCAGAAGACGAUAGCACCAUUGUCAUGAAGAUGAGGUCACGCAGUCCAAGUCCACAUAAGGGCAAACGCUGCGGGCACCGGAGCGGCAGCCGCAGUCACUCUGGGAGUCGCUCCAGCAGCCCCGCAGAGUCCAAGGUGAAGGCACUCAGCAUUACCGACGGGGCCGCUGCAGGGAGCGGGUCUGUUGGACGCCCAGCAGAGGGCAGCAGUAACCAGCCGUCUGAUUCCGGGAAAACAGACAAAAAAGCGAAGGAUUCAGGAAUGUGAGGGUGUUUUUACAGAUUACAUAACCAACUGUUGUGUCUUUAUUUCAUACAUUCAGCGCUCUGUAUGUUUUCUCUGCAGAAAAUAUACAGUUUAUAUUGCCAUCUUUUUCAGGAAUAGUCAUCUGGUUUGUCAGAUGGUUCUACUUGGCCUUGAGUAAUUCUAUUAAGCUGUGCACUUGGCAUGUUUUAUUUAUUUUCUAAACCUUUCACUCUGUCAGUGUUUUCUCUACCUUUGUCCGUUCUCAGGUGUAGACAGUACAGGAAGCUGACAACCUGCUUUAAGAUUUACUCGCAGAUCACAGUUCUAAAGCAAUCAGUCAUCACUAUCACAGCAGUAUUUGAUGUAUCAAGAAGUUGGCUCUGAGUAGUGAAAAUAAACAAGGUGACAUUUAUGUAUUCUGGAACAGGUAGGCCUGAUAGAAGUGAAUUCAAACUGUGUACAGUGUCUUACCAAAGUAUUUUUUUACUCCUAAAAAUUGUAAACAUUUUAUCACAUUACGACAUUAAAUUAUGGGAUUCUAUGGGAUUAUGGGAUUCUACCUUUGCAAAGUAGUCCUUAUUAGUGUUUUUACAAAUCCAAAUUUUAAUCACACUAAAAAAAAAACAUUUUAAUAAACAGCUUUUUCAACGCAAUGCAACAGAUGAAAGUCUUCUUGCACAUGUAGAUGCUAAAUACUUUGUCAAUUCUUUCCAAAAAUCGAGCUCUGUCAAAACAUGUCAAGUCUCGGCAUAGAGUCUAAACAUGCAGUCAGAAUUUGGAUGCAGACAUGAAUACGAUUCAAACAUAAAUCACAGAUGCAGACCUUCAGGAAUAAAGCCAGCAGUGUAGGACAACAGGAGUUUUGAUGCACCUGAGGGUUUAAACAGUGCUAUAUAAACUGAUCCAAACAUCUUUAGCUUUAUCCCCGACUGUCUGCUCUAUUCCUUGGUCUUUAAUGAUACUUACAGAUAUUUACUGUUCUAUAAUACACAUUUGAGACUAUGACUUUACCUCCACCUCGCAAUCAUUAGGGAUGUCUGUCACAUAAAAUUCCAGUAAAAUACACUAAAAUACUUUUGCAAGGCACUGCAUUAACUCCUUGCCAGUCUGAAGAGGGUCAUUCAGGUGUGGGAAUGAAAAACCAGGUACAGGACUCAGUUUCAACCUUUGCAUUUCUAUUUCAAGGACAUAGAUGGGAAUCAAUUGCUUAGUUAAAUGAACAAAUGAAGGGAAACAAGGCUGGCUUUUUACUUUCUGGACCUCAAUUGUCCACCUCUGCUCAUGUUACCCGUUACUGUGCAGCGGAAGCUGUAUAACUUGGCUUGCCAUGCAGAUAAUCCCCUGCUUUGAUCAGUCAAGGUUCAUUAAGAUAUUGCACAAUUAUGCAGGGAGCCGUUUAUAAGAAAUGUGCAUUUCCUAGGUGCGUUAAGAACAGAGAAGAACCAAAGUGAGUCUGGAGCAAAGGUUCUGGAAGCCCUCAGAUGCACAACAUGUGCUAGUCUGAGGAGUAAGAAGUGAGCACCAGAAGUGAGCACCUUUAAAUAGUGUGGGUGGUGGUGUCGGCUGUCGCAGCACAGCUGCCUCGCCAGAACUGGUUGAGUAACUCUCGGCUGGGCCUGCACUACCAAGUCACAACAAUAUCUGAGCUGAUCCUGUGUGACUUUUUUUUUUCCCUGGACACAACCUCCUCAUAUAAUUAGUUUUUUUGGGUUUGUUUUUAAGUCUGUAUUAAAAAACAAAACACAACAACAUUUAAAUCAGGACGAUUCCCAAAGUUUAUGUUAAUGUAUUUAGCAGACGCAUUUAUCCAAAGCGACUUACAAAUUAGGCCUAAUGACCCACAC